CUAAAAAUGGAGAUGACAACAUUUUUUCCUGCAUUGAUUCUGAUCUGCUUUCUCUCCACAGCUCAGCUCCAAGCUGUGGCCGACAAUGAAAUUAUUUCACAUUUAAGACAAACUGGAUCACAGGCAGCAGAUGCAGGGAAUCUCUCAGACAAUCAACUAACCUUUACACAGGACAUCCAUGCAGUGCUGAGAGAGAUGAGCGCCUCAUUGGCUGGACUGAAGGUGGAGAUGAGGUACCUACAGAGAGAUUAUGAAGCUAAAACGAGAGAACUGGAGCUGCAGAAAGAUGAAUUAGACAAGCUGAAACAACAGUACCAAGCUCAGGCAGGAGAGCUGAGCAGUGUUAAAGCCCUGGCAAACAUCACUGAAGAUCAAGUGGAGUCUCUGAGAAGAGAAGGAGAAGUUAAUACGAAGGAACUGGAGGUGCAGAAGAAAGAGUUCGACAAGCUGAAAGAACAACACCAAGCUCAUGCAGAGGAACUGCUGAGAGUUCAAACCAGGGCAAACGUCACUGAAAAGCAGGUGGAGGCUCUGAGGAGAGAAGGAGAAGUGAAAAAAGUGGCUUUCUCAGCUUCCUUGAUGGCUUCAGGCAACCAAGGAGAAACUGGACCAUUCAACACACGCACACCGUUGGUCUUCAGACAUGUUGUUUCAAACAUUGGAAAUGCCUACAACCCAAAUACAGGUUUUUUCACAGCUCCAGUCAAAGGAGCCUACCACUUUGAGUUCUAUAUCUAUGGACCUGGACAUGCUUCAUAUCCUGCAGCUGCUGGGUUGACCAGGAACGGAGAGCAUAUUUUUAUUGCAUAUGAACAUCAGCCUUCUCAUGCUGCUAAUUCCGCUAAUGGUGUCACAUUGCUGUUAGAGGUUGGAGAUGUUAUAUUUUUGCGCCAGUGGCAAAACUCAAGGAUUUAUGACAACAUAUAUUGUCACACGACCUUCAGUGGUCAUCUGCUUUUCACCAUGUGAGAAUCAAGCAGUGCUGAUCUUCAUCA
Xiphophorus hellerii (green swordtail) is the source of this 995-nucleotide messenger RNA. Its product is annotated as multimerin-2-like. The coding region runs from base 7 to 969 and encodes 320 amino acids. The record is from RefSeq and is a predicted model, not a curated record. Gene Ontology annotation, molecular function: protein binding. The transcript is spliced from 7 exons. NCBI's taxonomy places the organism in Eukaryota, Metazoa, Chordata, Actinopteri, Cyprinodontiformes, Poeciliidae.